Molecule: messenger RNA, 597 nt
Organism: Condylostylus longicornis
Lineage: Eukaryota; Metazoa; Arthropoda; Insecta; Diptera; Dolichopodidae
Product: probable fatty acid-binding protein
Exons: 1
Coding region: 132-536 (134 amino acids)
Biological process (GO): fatty acid transport
Cellular component (GO): cytosol; nucleus
Molecular function (GO): fatty acid binding
Source: RefSeq, a predicted model, not a curated record
UUUAUACAUUUCUAAAUUCAUAUAAAAAGGUGCAUUCAUUUUAGAAUUUUCAUCAGUCAAAUUAUAGUGACAAUUCAGUUAACAAGUUAAUAACUAUUUCAUUAACAAAACUAUCAAAAAAUAACUAAAAAAUGGCUUUAUGGCAAGGCAAAAAAUAUAGAUUGGAAACAUCCGAAAACUUUGAUGAUUAUAUGAAAGAGCUUGGAAUUGGUUGGUUAUUACGUACAAUUGGAAAUAAUACAUCAGCUACCGUUGAAUUAGUUGAAGAAGCCGAUGGAUCAUAUUCUUUUAUAACCGAUUCAACAUUCCGUAGAAGUGUUAUGAAAUUUAAACCUGGAGAAGAAUUCGAUGAAGAAACUAUUGAUGGACGUAAUGUUAAAAGUGUUUGUACAUUUGAUGGCCCAAAUAAAUUCAUUCAAGAGCAAAAAGGUAGUAAACCAACAACAAUUGUUCGCGAAUUCAAGGAAGAUGAACUUAUUACAACUUUAACAAUUGGUAAUGUAACAUCUAUACGUAAAUACAAACUUGUUGUUUAAGAACGGUCAAUAAAAAAUCACAGAAUUUUACUAAACAUAAAUAUUUUUUAUAAUAAUCAAA